Saccharomycopsis crataegensis is the source of this 1101-nucleotide messenger RNA. It is a transcript of the gene PEX7, whose product is annotated as Pex7p. The transcript has a single exon. Lineage: Eukaryota; Fungi; Ascomycota; Saccharomycetes; Ascoideales; Saccharomycopsidaceae. Bases 1 to 1101 code for a protein of 366 amino acids. Gene Ontology annotation, cellular component: peroxisomal matrix; cytosol. Gene Ontology annotation, biological process: protein import into peroxisome matrix. The record is from RefSeq and is a predicted model, not a curated record. Gene Ontology annotation, molecular function: protein binding.
AUGCUAAAAUUCAGAACCAGUGGUUAUAGUGGGUUCUCAGUGAAAUACUCCUCUUUUUUCGAUAAUAAGAUAGCUGUGGCGACAUCGGCCAAUUAUGGAUUAGCAGGUAAUGGCCGUCUUUAUAUACUCUCAAUAAAUCCCAAUGGUCAGAUCACUCAGGAUAUCUAUUUUGAUACUCAAGACGGAUUGUUUGACUUGUCGUGGUCGGAGAUCAACGAAAACCAUGUCGCGGCUUCUUCAGGAGAUGGGACCAUCAAGUUGUUUGAUCUACAUGUGGGGACAUAUCCCGUGGCCGUGUGGAAUGAACAUCAUAAAGAGGUAUUUUCAAUUAAUUGGAACUUAACCGACAAGUCCAGUUUUGUCAGCAGCUCCUGGGAUGGAACAAUUAAAGUAUGGUCGGCUAAUCGGAAACAGAGUCUAGUAAACUUACUGUCGUCUUCCAGUACGUUUGCUCCAACGACAAAACCAUCCAGUGUUCCAUUACUGAAAUCCCAAAAACCAGGGUCCAACCUCACCAAUACCCAAUGCGUUUAUCAAGCAAAGGUGUCGCCCCAUGCUCCAAAUCUCAUUGCCUCUGUCAAUGCCUCGUCCAGACUUCAAUUAUGGGAUGUCCGUUCCGCGCGUCCUUUGCAAAUGGAUAUUUUGUGCCAUAACGGAUUAGAGGCUCUAGGAUUGGAUUGGAAUAAAUAUAGAUCGACCGUGCUUGCCACAUCGGGGGUGGACAAGACUAUAAGAGUAUGGGAUCUUAGAAUGAUCACAAAUAAGUUUCCGGCAUCACAUUCUUUAAAUGGCUCAAACUCUGCCCCGCAAAACGAGAUGGUAGGUAAUCAACUCCCAGUACGAAACGUUACUUGGUCGCCUCAUUCAAGCAACAAACUCUUGAGUUGUGGUUAUGACAUGACGGCCCGUAUCUGGGAUGACGUUACCGACAAGCGUGCUCCUCGAACAAUCAACAAUAGUACAGGAUGUAUAAACCUGUUUAAUAAUCAUAAAGAAUUUGUAAUUGGUGGGGAUUGGUCACUUUGGGGAGAGCCUGGCUGGGUGGUCACUACAGGAUGGGAUGAAAUGGUGUAUGUAUGGAACUCCAACCGGAGAUAUUGA